This is a messenger RNA of Hevea brasiliensis (rubber tree), 849 nucleotides long. RefSeq lists its product as uncharacterized. Lineage: Eukaryota; Viridiplantae; Streptophyta; Magnoliopsida; Malpighiales; Euphorbiaceae. Gene Ontology annotation, molecular function: nucleic acid binding. The coding region runs from base 1 to 849 and encodes 282 amino acids. The transcript has 2 exons. The record is from RefSeq and is a predicted model, not a curated record.
AUGGAAGUUGAUUCGCCAGAUCUUAAUGUUGAUGCUGCAUUAGUUCCUGACCUCAAUCUCAAUCCAAAUUCUCCAUUGAUUGAUCCAGUUAUAGAAGAUGAUACAAAUAUAGAAGCAGAUGAAGAAGAUCCAAUACGCACUUGUAAAAGCAAAAAUUUCAUUGGGAAAGUCAUGUUUUUACUUGCUAUAGCUCGUCCGAGCCUUGAUGCACAAGGAAAUGAGCUUUUCUCUGGAAAAAUUGGUGUAUUUCCGUUUGUCACACACGAGCUAGCUGAAAGGACAAGUUUCAAUAAAGCUGCAGGCACUCUAGAGACAAAACCAAUAACUUCAGUAAGAAAAGAUGUUAUAAGGCCAUACUUAAUUGAAAAGGUUUUACCUGCGAUCAAAGCAAAAUGGCCAAGAGAGGACUCAAGUCAUCCAAUAUUUAUUCAGCAAGAUAAUGCAAGAACACACAUUGAUAAGAAUGAUGAUGAAUUUUGUCGAGCUGCUGCACAAGAUGGAUUCGAUAUUCGUUUGCUGUGUCAACCUCCAAACUCUCCAGAUUUGAAUGUUUUAGAUCUUGGAUUUUUUAGUGCCAUUCAAUCCUUACAGUAUAAGAUGUCACCAACAACUGUCAAUGAGCUCAUAGAUGCUGUUGUGAAGUCAUUUGAAGAUUUCCCAACUGUGAAGUCCAACCGUAUAUUUUUGACAUUACAAUUGUGCAUGAUAGAAGUCAUGAAAGCAAAAGGUUCGCACAGGUACAAAAUUCCACUUGUUAAUAAAGCAUUGUUAGAAAGGGAAUGGCAGCUUGCUACUCAAAUGAAAUGUGAUCCUUCAUUGGUACCAGAAGUUCUCAAUUAUUUAAGUUAA